AUGGAUAGCUUUCACAUCUCAACGGCUCUCCCGAGAUGUGGUCAAAGUGCCCCCGAUGAUACCUUAUAUGAUACCUUUCAUCGGCCAUGCGAUAAGCUUCGCAUUCAAUCCUGCCAGAGCUCUUGCCAGAACCGAGUCGGUACCCCUCCCAGGUCCCUUACGUACCUGCUAACGUUUUUGGGCAUUUGCAGUCGAAAAUAUGGACCACGAACAGUCCACGGCGUUAAGAUUUUGGGAUACAACGUAUACUUUAUUUACAAGCCAGAAAAUGUUGCACAAUUAUGGAAAUACCCUACAACAAUAACAACGCCAGGUGUCUCCACAUUUGUGCUGAAAACUCUCUUUGGCAUGGCACCUAAGGCGUACAGUAUGUACACCUUGGACGAUUCUGGUCUUUUGCCAAAGCCAAGGCCAGGCAGUCACAUCGCGCCGAAGAAUCGCAUAGACCAUCUGACACAUGCUAGCUUUCACAAGCACUUGUUGGGAAAAGGCCUCCCAAUACUUUAUAGGAACUUCGCUGCCGCUCUCAUGUGUCGUCUUCCCUCGCUUGCGAUCCAGGACGAAUGGAAACAAUUUCCUGAUAUGAUGGAUUUCUGGUUGCCCCCAAUGACAUCUGCCAUGAACGAAGCGAUCGCUGGGCCGAUUCUUGAAUGCGUCAAUCCCAGUUUCACGCGUGACUUGUUGAGAUACUACCCGUAUCUUCAUGGUUUGAUGAAAGGGUUCCCAAGAUGGUGCUUUCCGGAGCCGUAUCGAUUGCGAGAAGGGCUCAUUCGAGAUGUAAAAAGGUGGCAUGCUAUCGCAAGGGCGUGUUUUCAAGAAAGUCAUGUUGAUAAAGAAACAGGAUGUGACCCUUGGUGGGGAUCCGCGUUCGUCAGGGAGCGCCAAAGCAUCCUGGGAAACGUUGACAAUUGGGAUUACGACUCCCUUGCAUCGUCAGACUUUGGUCUUCUCUGGGGAGCAAGUGUCAACAUCCAUCCUAUGGCCAUCUGGAAUAUCAUCGAAGUUUUCAAGGACAAGGUCUUACUGUCCAGGCUUCGGGCAGAGCUUACCGCGGCAAACUUCCAAGGCAUCACGACAGACGAGGACGUUGAAAAGCUGACAGCUAUCCCACUGCUACAAUCGAUAUACUCAGAGCUACUGCGUCUACGUAUCGAGAUACAGACUGUUUUCUCAAGCGACAAAGAAGAUAUCCGCAUCAACGAGUGGCGACUCCCAAGGAACAGUCUUGUGAUUGUCCCUGCUGGUGCUGCCCACAAAGAUCCCACUUUCUGGAACACCAGAAAUGGUGAAUACCCUCUCGAUCGUUUCUGGGCAGAUAGGUUCUUGGCUUAUCCUAGUGAUACAAAAAGUGGCCCGAGGAAAACGGAUAGGACCAAUGGAGCCAAAGACGGGAUAGUGGCAACGAAAACCGCACAAGAGGACGAAAAGCCGAAAUUUGUCACCUCCGGCUUAGUAAACUCUUAUAUGCCCUAUGGUAUAGGAGAAAGAACCUGUCCGGGGCGUGGCUUGGCUCGGCGGGAGAUUCUCACGUUUUGCGCGUUGAUUGUUGACCAAUUUGAUAUCGAAAUACUCUCCAAGGAGAAAGACUUCGAAGUAACUACAGCAUUUUACGGGACAGGAACCCAGCGUCCACGAAACAAGAUUCCGUUCAAGAUCCGGAAGAGGAAACGCGAUUAG
Messenger RNA from Endocarpon pusillum Z07020, 1677 nucleotides. RefSeq lists its product as uncharacterized. The record is from RefSeq and is a predicted model, not a curated record. The transcript has 2 exons. The coding region runs from base 1 to 1677 and encodes 558 amino acids. Lineage: Eukaryota; Fungi; Ascomycota; Eurotiomycetes; Verrucariales; Verrucariaceae. Gene Ontology annotation, molecular function: iron ion binding; heme binding; oxidoreductase activity, acting on paired donors, with incorporation or reduction of molecular oxygen.